Pseudozyma hubeiensis SY62 is the source of this 1890-nucleotide messenger RNA. RefSeq lists its product as hypothetical. Gene Ontology annotation, molecular function: prenylcysteine oxidase activity. The transcript has a single exon. Gene Ontology annotation, biological process: prenylcysteine catabolic process; prenylated protein catabolic process. Bases 1 to 1890 code for a protein of 629 amino acids. NCBI's taxonomy places the organism in Eukaryota, Fungi, Basidiomycota, Ustilaginomycetes, Ustilaginales, Ustilaginaceae. The record is from RefSeq and is a predicted model, not a curated record.
AUGGCUCGAUCGACGAUCAUUCAUCACCUUACGUUGCUGCUCACUAUCCUUCAGCCACUGACGCUGGUAUCUGCGAACGCGCAAGACAACUCACAAGUUUUCGCCAUCAGCAACCACCCCGCAUGGGCAUCAGCAAGUCGUCAAGCAGCAUACGUCGAGUCUGUUCCCCCGCCGCCAUCCACUCCGCGUGAGGCACGAAAGGGUCGUACCCGUAAGGUGGCCAUUAUCGGCGCAGGACCUUCCGGCACUUCUGCGGCUUACUUUCUCAAACAUGCCCAAGAUCAGCUUUCUGCCUCGAGAGAUGCUUCCAUCGCCAAAGACAAGCUCGACAUCACCAUCUACGAACGCGAAACGCGCAUCGGUGGCCGAACCGCCAUCACCUUUCCGUAUGACGAUGAUUCACAGAACCCGGUCGAGCUUGGUGCAAGCAUUUUUGCCGAUGUCAACUUGAACAUCCGACGAGCAGUCAAAGAUUUCAAACUCGAGACCGGAGCCAAGAUGGGUCUAUCAGGUCAAAUGGGAAUCUGGGAUGGACAGCAGUUCCUCUUCGAGGGAGACCAGAGCAGUUGGUGGACAAGCGCCAAGUUCUUCCUGCGCUACGGAUACAGUGCCAUCACUACCGAGAACAUUGUCAAGAAACAGCUCUCUUCCUUUGCAGGCCUUUACGAUCCGACUUUUCUUCACGCGCGCAAAGGAGCUAACGAUGCUAGCAUCUCCGGCUAUCCUUGGUCGACCAUCGAAGAUCUCGCAGCGGCGAUCAAUGCUACCUCGCUGGUGCAAACGACCGGAAUGCAAUUCUUCAAAGAGCGAAGGGUAUCCGAGCUCUUUAUCGAAGAGAUGGUGGAAGCAGCUACACGCGUCAACUACGCGCAGGACACAGAUCGGAUUCACGGAUUUGGCGCAUUGGUCAGUUUAGCAGCCUCCGGAGCCACCGGUGUCAAGCACGGCAACUACCGAAUCUUUGAAGAGUUGGCUCGGCGAAGUGGUGCGAGAAUCUUGACAGGAGUCGAGGGUCAAGUGACGGGCAUCGUUCGUUACGACAGUGCUGUUUCGAGAGGAAAGGAACAGAUAGCAUUUGAGGAUGAAGGGGGGAAUGGAAAGCAGCAGGUGCAAUGGUAUCUAGGCACAAAGAGCGGCGAAGGUGAAUUGUACGAUGCAAUUCUCAUCGCUACUCCCUGGCACAAUGCGGACAUCACGUUGCUCAAUACGAGGGAAAGGGUCAAAAGCAAAGCCUUCGUCCAUCUGCACGUUACUCUUUUGACGACAAGUCGAGAGAGGCCAAGACCGGAGUACUUUGGGCUGGGAGAUCAGGAUGUGGUGCCCACCACCAUUCUGACCUCCAGCGAAAGUGUGAGGCGUGCUGCUGCAGGAAGCAAGAAGCCGGCGACGCCACCCGAGACUCCGCCACCGUCGGACAAGCCGGACAAAGAAGCCACCUCUGAGGCACUCAAGAAACCGAAGUUGGACUUCUUUUCGCUCAACUACCUCCGAUCUGUCACACCGCCUUCUUCUACUUCCUCUGACUCUGCGAAGGAGUACGUCGUCAAGAUCUUUUCAGCCGAGGCCAUCACCGACGAUCAACUCUCACGUCUCUUUGGCAACACAAUUUCGUGGAUCAAACGACACACGUGGGACUCGUACCCUUAUCUGACACCCACUGAUCGAUUUCCCAGGGUAGAGGUGGACGAGAAUCUCUACUACUGCAAUGCCAUGGAGAGCCUGGUAUCCACUAUGGAAACCUCGACAGUGGCGAGCAAGAACGCCGUAGGGCUGUUGUUGAAGAGCUGGUAUGGGGAUGAGUUUGUCAAUGGCAAGGACUGUGAUUGGUCCAAGGGCAAGGACCCGGUGGAUAAUGAGAAUUGGGCUGGGUGGGGAUGCGAUUCUGGUUAG